AUGCCUCGACCUACGCGCACCCGCAGAGGUGCUGGAAGAGAGACGCGUCACCUUCCAGAGACUGAUCCUUCAGUUAUUAUAGGCAUAGACUUUGGAACCACCUUUUCGGGCGUGGCAUGGGCUAGGUCAACUCGACCAGAGCAAAUCAGCAUAAUAACAAGCUGGAAGACUUCUCUCAACUUCAACAGCGACAAGGAAAAAGUCCCAACUUCUAUCUCGUAUAGGGGCAAAGAUGAAACACCUGCCUGGGGCUAUGCAGCUCCUAUUGGCGAGUCUUCCUUGAAAUGGUUCAAGCUUUGCCUUCUCGAAAGAGAAGAUAUACCAGAUUACUUACGACAUUCGAAGAAUCUCCAAACAGCGAGAGCUUCUUUGGAAAAAUUGGGCAUCCAUGCUGUGGAUGUCAUCAGUGAUUAUCUGCGGGAGCUAUGGAACCAUAGCCUUGGCUGCAUCGAGCGAGCCGAAGGGUCUUCCAUGAUGAAUCUUUCUUCGCUGAAGGUCAUCGUUACACUCCCAGCCAUUUGGCCUGCAUACGCUCAGUUCAGAAUGAAGGAAGCCAUUGAAAAGGCUGGGAUUAUGAACUUUCGAAGCACUGCUGACACGACCCUGGAUUUCAUCUCGGAGCCCGAGGCUGCAGCUCUAGCUAGCUUGCGAGACAUGUCCGAUAGGGUAGACAUAAAAACUGGCGAUCACUUUGUUGUUUGCGAUGCUGGCGGAGGCACUGUGGACAUAAUUACCUAUACGGUGACAAGUAAAGAUCCCAUGAAGGUCAAAGAAAGUGUUAGGGGAGAUGGAAAGCUAUGCGGUGCUACCUUUGUGGACGAGCGUUUCCGACUUCUUCUCAAAGCCAAGAUUCCUCUGCCUUCUUGGGAAAGACUCGGGGAAGAUGGCGUAGCGCGCCUCAUGAAUAACGAAUGGGAAAACGGCAUAAAGCCCCAGUUCACUAAUGAUGGUCGCAAUUGGACUAUCCAGAUCCCCGUCUCGUCGCGGAAGAGAGAUCACGACCAAUUCAGUUGUCCAGAGAUUACUAUCACCAACCAAGAAGUUGUUGACGUAUUCAGGCCUAUAAUGAGCCAAAUCGUGGAGCUCGUGAUGACGCAAAUCCAGGAAGUCAAGAGACGAUACAAGAAGCUGCCUAAGUUUGUGAUCUUGGUUGGUGGCUUUGGGCGAUGCCAGCACCUGUAUAGUUGCAUGAAGCAGGGCUUAAAAGACAAAGUUGAGAUUCUUCAAAGUUCUGGAGCACGGCCUUGGACGGCAGUCUGCCGCGGUGCAGCUCUUCGGGGCCUCGAGGGGUCUAGCAACACAGCAGAAUCGGCAAUCUGUUCCAGAAUUGCGAGAGCGAGUUACGGCGCCAUUUACAAUGUGACACCAUGGUCCGAAAAAGAGCAUGAUAUACGAGAUAAAGAAUGGUGCCCUGUCACCCAAGUCCAUAUUGCCGCUGAUCAAGCUGCCUGGUUUCUGCGCAUCGGUGAUACUAUUAAAGUGGGCAAACCCGUUGAAGAGCAGUUUCAUCAAGACUUUGACGAGCCGGUGGAUAACAUUUCCACGUGUCUUAUCUACUCUAAUGCCCUCAACCCGUCGGUCAGAUGUGACGACACGGUCAAGGAACUCUGCCAUAUCCGAUGGUCGAGUAUUCCCAAGUAUGACGAUCUGCCUUCGUGGAAAAACUCCAAAGGCCAACUUGUCAAACGGCUCGACUACAUCAUCAAGAUGACAUCGAAUGGCGUAUCUCUAGAUUUCGAGAUUUCGUAUCAAGGGAAAAUCGUGGCGUCGAAGAACGUUGCGGUUGACUAUAGUGAGAGUGGCGUGGCGGCUCGUCGCUCUGUUGAACAACACCUCUUUGUAGACAGUGAUGAUGAUGAUGACAGUGGUACCUAUGUUCCACCUGAUUCUGAAAGGUCUGAAGCACCAAACUGGGGAAACCUAAACUGGAACGACCACAUCGCAUCCAGGAUCCCAGGCAUGUGA
Trichoderma harzianum CBS 226.95 is the source of this 1965-nucleotide messenger RNA. RefSeq lists its product as hypothetical. Gene Ontology annotation, molecular function: ATP binding; ATP-dependent protein folding chaperone. Lineage: Eukaryota; Fungi; Ascomycota; Sordariomycetes; Hypocreales; Hypocreaceae. The record is from RefSeq and is a predicted model, not a curated record. The transcript is spliced from 9 exons. Bases 1 to 1965 code for a protein of 654 amino acids.